AUGGCAACGAAUACAGACACUGGCGCAACCAACGCGAUGGAGAGUCUCCGGCAUGGUCUGGUAGUGAUCAAGGCCAAUAGUGGUGUGGCUUGGGAGGUGGGCGUCGGCGCUUGGGUGACGAGCGAGUCGUUUCCGGUCUGGCAUUCGACGGUGAUCGAGGGCUGUCCGCCGAGUGCGGCACAGGUGGACCUGCUACAGAUGCAGGGGAAAGCGAUAGAUGUGUGGGCGAAGGAGGCUGCUGGCGACGGUGCUCUGGCGGUGAUCAAUGGCAUGCAGUCCAACUACUAUCAUGGGUAUCAGUUUGCUGUGGUCGAUGGCAUCGCUCUCCGGCCGCCAAGCUACGCAGACAAGCCGCAGUUCUCACUCGCGCCACAAGAUCUUGUGGCCGGCGACAUGGACCCAUUCUUUUGGGUUUUUGAGACGUGCUCCACACCAGGCCUGGUGCGGGUCGAGGUCGAUGCUGACGCCGGUGGAGUUGUAAGCGAGGUGAGCAGCGGACGUGUGAUUGAGAGCGGGUUGACCGUAAUGCCGCUGGUGGUCGACUCGGCCGACGCGAGCGACGGCAUCCACCAUGUUGAUCCGAGGGCGGAGCGCGUCGGCCCUAACAGUGUCAUGUGGCAGAAGCCGCGGUCUGCUGCGUUUUCUGUCAUCGGCGUCGACAGCAGUGGCCGGGUCGUCACGUUUUGCGUGCUGGAGCCAGUGACAGUAGCCGAGCUCGUCGUGCGACUGCUCGACGCGGGCAUGGAAUCCGCUCUCUGA
This is a messenger RNA of Thecamonas trahens ATCC 50062, 759 nucleotides long. RefSeq lists its product as uncharacterized. The coding region runs from base 1 to 759 and encodes 252 amino acids. The record is from RefSeq and is a predicted model, not a curated record. NCBI's taxonomy places the organism in Eukaryota, Apusomonadida, Apusomonadidae. The transcript has 2 exons.